This is a messenger RNA of Anoplopoma fimbria (sablefish), 3402 nucleotides long. RefSeq names its product follicle stimulating hormone receptor (gene fshr). Bases 287 to 2290 code for a protein of 667 amino acids. NCBI's taxonomy places the organism in Eukaryota, Metazoa, Chordata, Actinopteri, Perciformes, Anoplopomatidae. The transcript has 14 exons. Gene Ontology annotation, biological process: follicle-stimulating hormone signaling pathway; male gonad development. The record is from RefSeq and is a predicted model, not a curated record. Gene Ontology annotation, molecular function: thyroid-stimulating hormone receptor activity; follicle-stimulating hormone receptor activity; protein binding. Gene Ontology annotation, cellular component: membrane.
ACUGCAUUUCACAAGGAACCAGAGAACCUCACGCUUCUUCUCUCUUUGACCUGGCGGUAAACCCAGAGUGGACGGACGGACAAACUGACAAAGACAUUCAUAGCAAAUGUGGAAUGUGGGCUUUGGUGGAAGCCUGCAUGUAAAACACCACGUGGGAGGCAGAGAGACGUAAACAGACAAAACCAGAGCGGGAAGAUAAAAGGAGGAAAAACAAGGAGAUCUGAAAAGUGAAAACCUGAAAUACAACAACCUGGACUUUGAACACCAGGCUGCGACGGGGAUAGUCAUGAUUGUGCUCAUGUUAAUGUUUGUGAUGACAAAGACAGCAGCGUCGGCGCCGGGCCCUGAGAUGGAAAUCAAACUUGGAGUUGAGACUGACUUCAAGCUGGACUUUGGGGUCACAGAGAUUCCCUCCAACAUCUCCAGCAACACCCAGUGUCUGGAAGUGGUGCAGACGCAGAUCACUGUGAUUUCCCAGGGAGCCUUCACCAGCCUGCAGCAUCUCAGGAAUCUCAUCAUAUUGAGGAACAACCUGCUGGAGAACAUCGGUGCGUUUGCCUUCGCCGGCCACCCUCGGCUCACACAUAUCUUAAUCUCUGAGAACGUUGCGUUGAAGAGUAUAGGAGCUUAUGCAUUCUCUGAUCUCCCUGAACUCACCAAGAUAACCAUAACAAAGUCAAAACACCUGAGACACAUCCACCAAGAUGCAUUCAAGAACAUUGUGAAACUACAGAAUCUGGCCAUCUCCAACACCGGACUGAGAACGUUUCCAAACUUGACCAAGAUCCACUCCAAAGCAAGCGACUUCCUGUUUCUCCUGCAAGACAACAUCCACAUAAAGGGAGUCCCUGCCAAUGCCUUCAGAGGCCUCUGCUCUCAGACCAUCACCGAGAUAGUGCUCAGCAGGAAUGGCAUCGAGAAGGUGGCAAGUGACGCCUUCAACGGCACGAAGAUGCACAGAUUAUACUUGGGAGGAAACAAACAGCUUACGGACAUCGAUCCCAACGCCUUCACGGGUUCCAGUGAGUUGGUGUUACUGGACAUUUCCAGGACGGCCCUCAGCUCCCUGCCGGUCUCCAUCCUCAGAGGACUCAAGACGCUGAAAGCUGAGUCCGCCCGUAAUCUGACAGAGCUUCCUCCUCCGCAGAGCUUCACCAAGCUCAGCGAGGCCAACCUGACCUACUCGUCACACUGCUGCGCCUUCCAAAGCAUGAACAGGAACGGAACGAGGUGGCACCCGCUGUGCUCCAAACCGGAGGCUCGGGAUCACCCUCACUUCCAAAGAGACUUCUGCUACAACUCGACCUCCAUCACCUGCAGACCGACCCCAGAUGACUUUAACCCCUGUGAGGACAUCAUGUCUGCUGUCUCCCUACGGGUCCUCAUCUGGAUCAUCUCCAUCCUCGCCUUGCUGGGGAACUCAGCCGUACUUCUGGUGUUGUUAGGCAGCCGCUCCAAACUGACUGUCCCUCGUUUCCUCAUGUGCCACUUGGCCUUCUCUGACCUCUGCAUGGGCAUCUACCUGGUCGUCAUAGCAACUUGGGACAUGCUCACACGUGGCCGCUACUACAACGACGCCAUAGAGUGGCAGACGGGCCUGGGCUGCAGUACUGCGGGCUUCUUUACGGUGUUUGCCAGUGAGCUGUCCGUGUUCACAUUAACCGCCAUCACACUGGAGCGCUGGCACACCAUCACACACGCUCUGCGUCUCGACCGUAAACUUCGCAUGAGACACGCGUGUAUCGUUAUGACAGCGGGAUGGAUCUUCUCCUCCCUCGCCGCUUUGCUGCCCACAGUCGGGGUCAGCAGCUACGGGAAGGUGAGUAUCUGCCUGCCCAUGGACGUGGAGUCUCUGCAGGCUCAGGUCUACGUGGUGUCUCUCCUCCUCCUCAACAUCCUGGCGUUCUUCUGUGUGUGCGGCUGUUACCUCAGCAUCUACCUGACCGUCCGCAACCCUUCGUCUGCGCCGGCCCACGCCGACACCCGCGUGGCCCAACGCAUGGCCAUCCUCAUCUUCACUGACUUCCUCUGCAUGGCUCCCAUCUCCUUCUUUGCUGUCUCAGCCGCCCUCAAGCUCCCGCUCAUCGGGGUGUCAGACGCCAAACUCCUGCUGGUGCUCUUCUACCCGAUCAACUCGUGCUCCAACCCCUUCCUGUACGCCUUCUUCACCCGCACCUUUAGGCGGGAUUUCUUUCUCCUCACCGCUCGCUUCGGCCUGUUUAAAACACGGGCGCAGAUUUACCGGACAGAGAGUUCCUCCUGCCAGCAGCCGGCUUGGACCUCUCCGUAGAGCAGCCGCGUGAUGCCGUCCUCUUUGGCCAAUACUUUAAGUCUAGAUGGGACACAAGAGUGCUGACUGUCGUUCAGAAACCCACAGAGACAGGCUUCUUGUUGGAAUGUCAGGAGGGUCGUAUUUCUCUCCCUACACAAGUCCUAUUCGUCUACAGCAGAUAAAGAACACUCCUCUUAGGUCUGAUGGAGAUAUGGACAGAAUACAAUGCGCCCUUAAAGUUACAAGAAAUUCAACGUAGCCGAAGAGGUGCACUUCUUUUCAUGUUUGAAAGGUUGUGAAGACACCGAACAGACUGCUAAAUCCUCAAUAUGACGCCCAACUCAUGACACUGACUUUUGCUGGUUUUCAUGUAUCUCUGAUAUGUUGCCAGUAUUUUUGGCCAGAACAUCAGCCAAAGACACUUUGGACCUGACCUCUGACCUGCAACAACACAGAGCACAAGAGUCCUCCUGAAACCAUGUGACCCACGGGAAUCCUCUUCUGCAUGUACAGUGCGUACAGAAAUACAAGUAAAGAUAGCUGCAGAACACCUGCAGAUACUUUGACCAAAUCUAGGUCGAAUAGCUGUCCUAGAUAAUUCCAUGCGUAUGUUUUACGUUGAUUGGAACGCCGGAUGGGUGGAGUUUACUGCAUCAUAACAAUUAAACACAAGUAGCGGAUGGUGAGGAAAGUCACGUUACUCUGAUGCAUCGUCUGCCCUCCAUCCAGAGUCUCAAGAUAAUGAAAUACACUAGAGUACUUUGAAACACUUUACCAAAGGCGUGUCACUCGAUGUGUCGUCACAUGCACCUCAAGAAGUCAAAAUGUAUUUAGCAUUCAACGUUAUGAUUGAAUGAUAUUCAUUAAGAAGCACACUGAAGGACAUCCUCAUUAAUAAUCUCCUCAUACUCUGCCUGCUGGAGCUCUCCAUGCCUCCACAUCCCUCUUACCCUUCAGUUUGUCUCAAAAUGAAGAACGUGUAAUUAUCUUUAUAGCGUAAUUAUGUUUAUCAUUUGUAAAUGGAAUUACUAUUCAGUGCCACUUUUUUUUUAUAUAUAUUUGUGUGUUUUGAGAAAAAUAUAUCUUUGUGAUGGUUUUCAAUGUCAUUUAUAAAUUAGUUUAUUAUAUCC